Messenger RNA from Macadamia integrifolia, 1828 nucleotides. RefSeq names its product probable lipid-A-disaccharide synthase, mitochondrial. Gene Ontology annotation, molecular function: lipid-A-disaccharide synthase activity; phospholipid binding. Gene Ontology annotation, biological process: lipid A biosynthetic process. Bases 206 to 1600 code for a protein of 464 amino acids. The transcript has 8 exons. NCBI's taxonomy places the organism in Eukaryota, Viridiplantae, Streptophyta, Magnoliopsida, Proteales, Proteaceae. The record is from RefSeq and is a predicted model, not a curated record.
AUUAAAGAGCUUUUGGCGUUUGAAUCGGCCAUAAUCCAAUCCGAAUCGGCUGAUAAACCGAUCCGCUUCCCGAUUCUAGAAACCAUGAUACAAGGGCUUGUGUAGGUCACGGCGGCAUCUGAAAGACAAACAGGGGGCGGCGAUUCAAUCCUAUAGGUUUUGGACGAGAGAGAAAGAUUAGAACCAUCACCAAGUAAGUUAGAAAAUGUUGAGUGGGUGGAUGGAGAGUAAGUUCAUUGGGAGGUCUUCGAGACACUUUUGCAGAUUCCUUUCGGUUUCAAGCAGCAAAGCUGUAGUGGAUGUAGCCGCUAAAGAUGGAGAGCUGAGGAUGUUCAUCGUCUCUGGAGAGGUUUCUGGAGAUGCCAUCGCUUCUCGUCUUAUGGCUUCUCUUAAAAAGCUCUCUCCUUUUCCUAUCCGUUUUUUGGGUGUUGGAGGGUCUUUGAUGGCUAGUGAAGGACUGAAAUCUAUAUUCCCCAUGGAGGAUAUUGCAGUAAUGGGCAUCUGGGAAUUGUUACCACAUUUAAAUAAAAUUAGGUUGAAGUUGAAGGAAGCAGCAGAGGCUGCCCUUUUGUUUGAGCCUCAUGUUGUAGUGACAAUUGACUCCAAGGGGUUCUCUUUUCGUCUCCUUAGACAAUUACGUGCUAGAUAUGGUGGGCGAGGUUUACAUAGUCCUGUUCACUUCCAUUAUGUGGCACCAUCAUUCUGGGCAUGGAAAGGGGGUGAAACAAGGCUCAAAAAUCUCCGUGAGUUUGUUGACCAUUUAUUAUGUAUUCUACCAUUUGAGGAAGAAGUUUGCAGAUCACAUGGACUAGCUGCGACCUAUGUUGGUCAUCCAAUCCUAGAAGAUGCACUAUACUUGAAUAUGGGAAAGAAUAAUCCCCUGAUUGAUUUGAGGGUGCAUGGUGACUGCGUAAGCUUCCAAAGGAAAUAUGGAAUACCUUCAGGAGCAAGAGUCAUCACCUUGCUUCCUGGAAGCAGAUUACAAGAGGUUAGCCGGAUGUUUCCAAUUUUCUCAAGCACUAUGGAAAUAUUAAAGGACUCCUUUCCCGAGUUGACAACAGUCAUUCCUGUUGCACUUAAUCAGCAUGUGGAGAACUAUAUCCAGAAAGCCAUGCAGAGGUGGCCUGUGUCAGCAGUGUUGAUUCAUGGGGGAUCACCACAGUUGAAAUAUGAUGCAUUUAGUGCAAGCACGGCUGCAUUAACUACUUCUGGAACGGCUGUUUUGGAGUUGCAACUUGCUCGGUUACCAUGUGUUGUUGCAUACAGAGCCCAUUUCCUAACUGAAUGGUUUAUCCAUUGCAAAGCAAAGAUACAGUAUAUUUCUCUUCCCAACAUUCUCCUGAAUUCAGCUGUUAUUCCUGAAGCUGUCUUUCAGGAUUGCACGCCAAAAAAUCUAGCUGCUCUUCUCCUGGAAAUUAUUCAUAAUAAGGACCUUCGGGAGGAGCAAAUCAUCACUGCUGAUAAUGUGCUUGGGCUUCUUUGUCCUUCAGACUCGAAUACAAGCAAAUUUAGACUACAGGAAUCGAGAUCAGGGUUUCCUAAUUACACCCCAAGUAUGAUUGCAGCUUAUACAAUAUUAUACUCUGUUAAACAACUAUGACAAGUAAAUCAUGUUCUCAUAAUCCAAGACUUCAAAUAUUUGUGCUUAACAACAGGCAAGCCAUCAGAAACAAAAUUUUUUUUUGGGAGUAAAAAGUUUGAAAUUCAAGUUGUAAAAUUAGGUGGACUGCUGAUAUUCCAUAUCUGAAUUUGUAAUUUUUUCCCUUUCCUUCUGUAAACGAUUUGCAAGUAAUUCUUCGUGAAUAUAAAUUUCCUAGGUUAUGAUGCA